Messenger RNA from Dromiciops gliroides (monito del monte), 702 nucleotides. RefSeq names its product serine/threonine/tyrosine-interacting protein-like. The record is from RefSeq and is a predicted model, not a curated record. Gene Ontology annotation, cellular component: nucleoplasm; cytoplasm. Lineage: Eukaryota; Metazoa; Chordata; Mammalia; Microbiotheria; Microbiotheriidae. Bases 1 to 702 code for a protein of 233 amino acids. The transcript has a single exon. Gene Ontology annotation, biological process: negative regulation of SCF-dependent proteasomal ubiquitin-dependent catabolic process; negative regulation of protein binding; regulation of ERK1 and ERK2 cascade. Gene Ontology annotation, molecular function: protein tyrosine/serine/threonine phosphatase activity; F-box domain binding.
AUGGAGCAUUUGCUGAAGGAGUUUCUUUGCCUUUCACUGUGCAGAGAAAAAGAUGCUGAGGCUUGGACCUACUUCAUGAGGAGAGAGUUGCAGGAAAUUGUACCUAGCUUAUUUCUUGGUCCAUAUUCUUCUGCUGCAAAAAAUAAGCUCCCUGAGCUGAAGAAACUUGGAAUAACCCAUGUCAUAUGCAUAAGGGAAAGCCUUGAAGCCAAAUUUAUAAAACCUAAAUUUCCUCAAUUCUUGAGAUAUUUAGUCUUGGAGAUUGCAGAUAAUCCACUUGAAAACAUUGUAUGCUUUUUCCCUAUGAGUAAAGAAUUUAUUGAUGCAAGUUUGCAAUCAGGAAGAAAAGUACUUGUCCAUGGAAAUGUCGGGAUUUCCAGAAGCACUUCUUUGGUUAUUGCAUAUGUUAUGGAAACAUUUAGAAUGAAGUUAAAUGAUGCAUUUACUCUAGUGAAGAGAAAAAGUUUCUGUGUUCAUCCUAAUGCUGGAUUUCUCUGCCAGCUUCAAGAAUAUGAAGCCAUUUGUCUUGCAAAAUUAACUGUCCAGCUAUCACCAUUGAAACUGGAAAAAGCAACAUCUUUUCAAGCUAAUACUAGUGGCAACUUGAAGCAAAGGCAUGAAAAAGAAGAGGAACCUGGAGCUAAACACUAUAGACACCAUAGAUUGUAUGAUAUUUCAUCAGAGCAGCAUUAUAAGUAUUAA